UGAGAAGAGAAACCGCCUACCUUACCUUUGGAAUGCUCUAUUUCUCUUUAGUUUGAGAGGGUAUGCUCGCCUUGGAGUUGUCUCUUUCUAUUCUCACUAACCUUUAUUUCUUUAUUUAUUCGUUUGCAAUAUGCGCUUUACUUAAGGACAGACACGCUUGUUUACAAGUCUCAUAUCCUGUCCUUGAUCUUCCGUAUUCCCUUGGAAAGGUGAAAAGUUGUCAUAAAAACACAUGCACGCUUUUGAAAGUCUUCAAGACCUGGCCCUUCGUUGUAUACAAGAUAUCUUCUCGUCCAUGUGAAUUGGGCCUUGGUUACGGGCCCCCUUCAUCUCUUGUCAUGCUCGCAGCUCCCCGGUAUUCUCAUCAUAAGUACGGCAGCUGGAACUGCCAGUGCAGCCAAAGUAGGUUGUACGGGAGGCCAAGCUCUUCGAUCAUGCUACUGUACGGCAUACAAUUGUUCAUGUUCUGCUUACGGGAUGAACGUUGCAGGCGAGGGUAGCGGAAGUUAGCUCGCCAGUGUCAGCCUUUUUAUAGUGACCCCUUAUCACAUCUCCAGUCGAAAGCAUUGGAGAACCCCUCUCGAUAAAACCAGACAGGAACAAAACCCAGUACUCGCUACUAGAGUAGUCGGCCACGGCGGCCAUGGUGGGAAGGAGACAUCACAUCCAAACCGGUUUUAUAUCACGUGAUCGGGC
This is a messenger RNA of Amorphotheca resinae ATCC 22711, 696 nucleotides long. RefSeq lists its product as hypothetical. Lineage: Eukaryota; Fungi; Ascomycota; Leotiomycetes; Helotiales; Amorphothecaceae. Bases 63 to 500 code for a protein of 145 amino acids. The record is from RefSeq and is a predicted model, not a curated record. The transcript has a single exon.